Molecule: messenger RNA, 444 nt
Organism: Blastomyces dermatitidis ER-3
Lineage: Eukaryota; Fungi; Ascomycota; Eurotiomycetes; Onygenales; Ajellomycetaceae
Exons: 1
Coding region: 1-444 (147 amino acids)
Source: RefSeq, a predicted model, not a curated record
AUGGGCCAGAUUGGGAAGGGCGGUACGAGGGUGAGACUUGGCGUUGGUGUUUUGGAACAUCAAAGAUGGACAGGGUUUUCGCGGAGGUCGCUCCUCGGAUAUCUCCACAACUACAGGUCGGGGGUCUUCCAAAAUCAAGAAGAUUGGUGCAUAUGGCUAGGUUACUUCACCUUACAAUUUGUAUGGCACUCUGGCCCGGGGUUGUGGUGUGGUAGGGGAGAACGGGGGAUAAUCCCACACAGGAGCUUCGAACAACGUCCGGUUCAUGUUUGGCUGGAUAACUCCACCACCACACGGGGUAUGCGGUCGGCGAUGGGGUCAAAAUGCUUGUAUGAUCGAGGGCUUUUCGAUGGAUCUAUCGGCGGGUUCUUAUUCGAAAAAUCGAGCGAGUUCGUGGUGGAGCGGUUGUAUUCAACAUUAGAUAGUAGUUUCAUACUGUCUUAG